Molecule: messenger RNA, 354 nt
Organism: Gaeumannomyces tritici R3-111a-1
Lineage: Eukaryota; Fungi; Ascomycota; Sordariomycetes; Magnaporthales; Magnaporthaceae
Exons: 1
Coding region: 1-354 (117 amino acids)
Source: RefSeq, a predicted model, not a curated record
AUGGGGGCCCUUGACAACGUACGGCCAGAGCAGGUUGCUAGUGGCGAAGCUACCGCAACGGCACAGUCCCCCUGCGGUCCGAGGCCUUUGGUCUGUGGCUCCCUCGCGUUCCCCAACGCUUGCUCUGAUGCGUGUUACUCUAUGCUCGUUCGCCCACACGCACCACUUACGCCCAGUCACACCAGUCCAGAGAUAGGGGAUGGCUGUCUCCCAAAUAUGGACACACACCACACACAACAACAAGACUCGACCAGAACGACAGCAGCAGGGUUUGCCGGCGAUCAUCUUCCUUCGGCAGCCUCCUGCACUUUGCAGCUACCACCCGGCGUGAACCCUGUUGUCAAGGAUGCAUAG